AGUUUACUGUUCCCAAUAACAAAUACACAGUGCAAAAGUUCACCAGAAUCAUUAUUGAUUAUUCUACAAUGAGUGAAGAAGCAAUUCCGGAUCGUACAUUAAAGUUUCUUCCACUUCGCUCAUUUAUUCAUAACGACUUUUGGCAUAAAUAUGCUGAAAUUAAAAUUGACAUUGAUCGUCUAGAUGACUCCGGACGGCCAAUUGUUGGUACCGUAGCAUUGAAAAGUGGAGCUUCUAUCGUGCUGGAGGUCGCGUGCACUUCUUUCAAUGCCACGUACCAAGAUGACUCCCUGCAAGGGUUUCGCUGCAAAGGAAUUCUGUUGAAUCAUAAUACAAUGGAUUCAUUUAAAAUGUGUGAUAAGAACCUGCUUCUUAGAAAACAAGCAUUGCAGUUUUAUCAUGAUUUGAUGCUACAAGAUUCUAUCCAGUGCAGCGCGGAUUUGGUGCACUUUCUAUUGCUUUCGUUCGCGGAUUUAAAAACAUACAAAUUCUUUCAUUGGUUUGCAUUUCCUGUUCCUACGGAAUUGGCUUACAAAUACGACGCCGGACAACCUAUUCCGCCAAGCAUAGAUGAAAAACUUAGAGUUAGCAUUGCUCAAUUCCUGUACCAAAAGCCAAUGCCAAACGAUCCAUUCUUCAUGUAUCAUACAGUAAAUGGCAUUAAACUGUUAUCAGAGUACAUUCAGCACCGCAAUAUCGAUGCCAACUUUCGGGGAGAGGAUAUGGAAAACAUAUAUUUCUGUUAUUAUGAUCCAUCGGGUUGUGCGAAUGCUGCGCCUGUUGGUUGGCAUUUACGGCAAAUGCUUACAUACAUUGUGCUAACAAGUCCUGCCCUUGCCGAACGUGGAAUAAAGUGCAUUCGUGUGACCGGAUCUACAGCAGCGGAACUUCAGUUAUCCUUAAUGAUAAUACACCUACCAAAACACGUAACAGUUAGCAAUCUUACACUUUGGGCAGGUUGGGAAUCGGAUAGAAAUGGUAAAUAUUUACCCCGUUUAUCAUCUUUACACGAUAGCAUGUCGCCUGAAAGCCUCGCUGAAAAUGCAAUUGAUUUGAAUCUGAAACUGAUGAAAUGGCGCCUCGUACCAACAUUAAAUCUUGAAGCAAUUAAGCGAACUAAAUGCCUUCUGCUAGGUGCCGGCACCCUGGGAUGUAAUGUUGCUAGAUCAUUAAUGGCAUGGGGUGUCUCCAACAUAACAAUAGUGGAUUGUGGAAAAGUUUCCCUAUCGAAUCCAAUUCGUCAAUCUUUAUAUCGUUUCGAGGAUGCUAUAAAUGGAGGAAAACCGAAGGCUACAACUGCUGCUGAACGACUACAAGAAAUCAAUCCGGCUGCGAGAAUAGUUGGAGUGAACCUAAAAAUUCCAAUGCCCGGUCAUCCAAUUGGUCAAAGGGACGAAGAACAAGAUACAAGAGACAUAUUACAAAAGCUUGUACAUCUUAUUACGGAACAUGAUGUAAUUUACUUACUGACAGAUUCACGCGAGAGUCGUUGGCUUCCAACAAUGCUUGGUGCAUUUUAUAAUAAGCAAGUUAUUAACGCCGCCCUAGGGUUCGACUCUUAUCUUGUCAUGCGUCAUGGCACAAAGAAUGAUAACAAUAUUGAUACGAAAGUUGAUAUUGGUUCAUUAUGUCCGGAUGGCUUCCGUAAGAUCGAUUGCUGUGAUUUGGGAUGUUAUUUUUGCAAUGACAUUGUAGCUCCUGGAAAUUCAAUGAAAGAUCGUACAUUGGACCAACAGUGCACUGUGACACGACCAGCUGUAUCAAAUAUGGCGUCUGCAUUGGCUGUAGAAUUGAUGGUGUCACUUGUACAGCAUGGAAAUGCAGCUGCAUACUAUCGAAUUCGUAAAUCGGAUACUUUGAGCCAGCAACAAGAGCCUGACGGAUUGCUUGGAAUAAUACCCCAUUCAAUACGUGGUAACAUUGCUACUCUUCAAACGCUGGUAACAGCUACAGAACGUUACACAAACUGCGUUGCCUGUUCGCCGUCAGUUCUCGAACGCUACGCCUGUAGCCAAGAUGAUUUCAUAAUUAAUGUUAUAAACGGGUCAGAAUCUCUUGAAUCAGUGGCUGGUCUUAGCCAAAUGAUGUCCAGCAUGUAUGACGGCAACGAUGCAAAGGAUACAAUUGACUUCGAAAGUGAUUUGUCCGAUGAUUAGUAAUUGUUUUAGAAGUAUUCAAUAAACUUCAACAUAUUUUUUACUUUAACGUAAAA
Molecule: messenger RNA, 2212 nt
Organism: Anopheles stephensi (Asian malaria mosquito)
Lineage: Eukaryota; Metazoa; Arthropoda; Insecta; Diptera; Culicidae
Gene: Atg7
Product: ubiquitin-like modifier-activating enzyme atg7
Exons: 11
Coding region: 69-2156 (695 amino acids)
Biological process (GO): autophagosome assembly; autophagy of mitochondrion; cellular response to nitrogen starvation
Cellular component (GO): cytoplasm; phagophore assembly site
Molecular function (GO): Atg12 activating enzyme activity; Atg8 activating enzyme activity
Source: RefSeq, a predicted model, not a curated record